AUGGAGCCCAUUCGAAUCCUCCUUGUCGGAAAUGGUGGUCGGGAACAUACUUUGGCUUGGAAACUCAGCCAAUCUCCCCGCGUUGAGUCCAUAAUCGCAGUCCCAGGGAAUGGAGGAACCGCAAAUUGCCCAAAGGUUUCCAACGAUUCCAGCGUCAAGGCAGAUAAUUAUCCCGGACUUGUUGCAUUGGCUAAGAAGCACAGUGUUAACUUGGUAGUACCAGGGCCAGAAGCGCCCCUCGUUGAUGGAAUUGAAGAUUAUUUCCGAGCAGCAGACAUACCUUGUUACGGACCAUCAAAACUUGCUGCGCGUUUGGAAGGCAGCAAAGCAUUUUCGAAGGAUUUUAUGAAGAAGUACAACAUCCCAACUGCAGCUUACGAGAACUUUACGAAUUACGAAGAUGCGCGAAAAUAUAUUGAUAGCAUAAGUCAUAAUGUUGUCAUUAAGGCCAGUGGAUUGGCAGCUGGAAAGGGUGUUAUUAUUCCAACAUCGAAAGAAGAAGCUCACCAGGCCCUAAAGGAUAUUAUGCUUGACCGAGAGUUCGGGGAUGCUGGAGAUGAGGUUGUCAUCGAGGAGUUUCUGGAGGGUGAUGAGCUCAGUAUUCUCACUUUCUGCGAUGGUUACAACAUGCGGUCUUUGCCCCCUGCUCAAGAUCAUAAGAGAAUUUUCGAUGGUGAUAAGGGUCCAAAUACUGGAGGCAUGGGGUGCUAUGCGCCUACUAAUAUUGCUACCAAAGAAUUGAUCGAAGAGAUCGAACGGACCGUAUUGGAGCCUACACUUCGCGGCAUGAGAAAAGAGCGUACCAAUUUCAUUGGAACUCUUUUCACUGGCUUGAUGAUAACCAAGGAUGGACCAAAAACUUUGGAGUACAACGUUCGCUUUGGCGACCCAGAAACACAAACUUUGUUACCAUUGUUGAGUGCAGACACGGAUCUUGCAGAAAUCAUGCUGGCAUGUACUCAAGGAUGCCUCGAUGAAGUGGAUAUCAAGGUCGAUCAAAAAUUCAGUGCAACUGUCGUGGUAGCUGCUGGCGGAUACCCAGGAUCAUAUGCCAAAGGUACACCUAUGGAAGUCAAGACCCCUCCAGCCGGUUCCAAUAUAUUUCAUGCUGGUACCGUCGUGAAAGAUGGACAAUUACAAACAUCUGGCGGACGUGUUAUUGCAGCACAAGCAGUCGCAGAGACUUUGGAGCAGGCCGUAAAGGACGCUUACACCACUGUCGAUUUCAUCAAGUUUGACAAAAUGUUCUACCGCAAAGAUAUUGCUCAUCGCGCAUUUAGAUCUACUCCUGCUACUAAGGAAGCACUUACAUACGCAUCCGCAGGUGUCAGCAUUGAUGCUGGUAACGAGUUUGUUGAGCGUAUCAAGAAAGCAGUUGCUUCCACCCGAAGACCAGGAGCUGAUGCCGAGAUUGGUGGUUUUGGUGGAGAGGUUGAUCAACAUAUUGCUGGUUAUUCAGGUGCUCCAAUCAUGGUUGGUGCCAUUGAUGGAGUGGGUACUAAACUCAUGAUUGCACAAUCCAUGAACAAACAUGACACAGUUGGCAUUGACUUGGUUGGCAUGAAUGUGAACGAUUUAGUUGUUCAAGGUGCUGAACCACUCAUGUUCCUCGAUUACUAUGGCUGCAGCCAGUUGAAGCUUGAGAACGCAGCAGCUUUCGUCGAAGGUGUUGCUGCCGGAUGCAAAGACGCCAACUGUGCACUUGUCGGUGGUGAAACCGCUGAGAUGCCCGGUAUGUACCAAAAAGACGAUUACGAUGCCGCAGGUACUGCUAUCGGAGUCAUGGAGAAGGAAUACAGAUUACCGAAAACAGAGAACAUGGCAGAAGGUGAUAUCCUUAUUGGUUUAGCAUCUGCAGGAGUCCACUCCAAUGGAUUCUCUCUCGUGCGAAGAAUCCUUGAGAGAGAGAAGCUCGCUUACACAGCCACUGCUCCAUGGGAUCCUUCAACAACAGCUGGACUAAGUCUCCUAACACCUACUCGCAUCUACGUGCGCUCUUUACUUAAAGUUACCAAAAAGCACUUACUCAAGGGCUUGGCUCACAUUACUGGUGGUGGCUUAACCGAGAAUGUCCCUAGAAUGUUACCUUCUCACCUAGCUGCCGAGAUCGACGUUGCUACUUGGCAAUUACCUGCAGUAUUCAAAUGGUUGAAGAGUGCAGGUAACGUCACAGCUAGCGAGAUGGCUAGAACAUUCAACACGGGUAUUGGAAUGGUGGCAGUUGUUAGCAAGGAGAACGUGGAACAGGUGAUUAGCGAAUUGGAAGGGUCUGGCGAGAAGGUUUUUACCAUUGGAAGACUGGUCAAGAGAUCAGGUGAAGGUUGUGAGUUGAAGAACUUGAACUCUUGGGAUCAAAACUAG
Messenger RNA from Sclerotinia sclerotiorum 1980 UF-70, 2361 nucleotides. RefSeq lists its product as hypothetical. The transcript has 2 exons. NCBI's taxonomy places the organism in Eukaryota, Fungi, Ascomycota, Leotiomycetes, Helotiales, Sclerotiniaceae. Gene Ontology annotation, cellular component: cytosol. The record is from RefSeq and is a predicted model, not a curated record. The coding region runs from base 1 to 2361 and encodes 786 amino acids. Gene Ontology annotation, biological process: 'de novo' IMP biosynthetic process; adenine biosynthetic process. Gene Ontology annotation, molecular function: metal ion binding; phosphoribosylamine-glycine ligase activity; phosphoribosylformylglycinamidine cyclo-ligase activity.